Monoraphidium neglectum is the source of this 2151-nucleotide messenger RNA. RefSeq lists its product as hypothetical. The transcript is spliced from 9 exons. Gene Ontology annotation, cellular component: membrane. Bases 1 to 2151 code for a protein of 716 amino acids. The record is from RefSeq and is a predicted model, not a curated record. NCBI's taxonomy places the organism in Eukaryota, Viridiplantae, Chlorophyta, Chlorophyceae, Sphaeropleales, Selenastraceae.
AUGGCUGCCAUGCUGGAUUACCAGAUGCUGGUGGCCAAAUGCUGGUACUUUCUGUUCUCGGGGGCGCUGGUGUUCGUCACUCCUUACCUGUCGCUGUUCUUGAUGCGCGACCUGGGCUAUGCACCCUGGCUUGUCGGGCUCAUCCAAGGUCUGCGCCCCUGGGUCUCCGCCCCCUCCUCCUUCCUGCUGUGCGCCCUCGCCGACCGCCUCGCCGUCCACCGGGGCAUGCUGCUCGUCUGCUUCGCCUGCUCAACCGCGCUGCGUGGCUCGCUGGCGCUCGUGCCGCCAGGCAACUUUGCAGCGGUUGCGGCGGUCAUCCUUCUGGCAGAGGUUGUUGGUGCGCCGGUGGGCGUCAUCGCUGACGCCUCAGUGGUGGCCAAGUGCAAGCAGGAUGGAGAUUACGGCAAACAGCGGGUGUGGGCGUCCAUCGGCUGGGGUGGGCUCUCCACCGUGGCAGGGGCGCUCAUCAGCCACACGGGCGUGCGCUACGGCAUCCUUGUCUACGUGCUGCUGUCCGUCCCGAACCUGGUCAUGGCAUGGCUGCUCAACCCCGGCCCCAAAAAGCCGCAGCCCGCCGCCGACGCCAAGCAGUCAGGCGCUCCAGCCGGACAGAAUGAGGCCGCUGCUGGGAAGCAGUCGCCCAGCUCGCCGCUGGCGGCCGGCCGCCGCCUCGCGCUGCCGCUUUCGCACAGCGCACGCCACGGCCACGAUCAUGACGGUGACCUGCGGACGCGCCUGCUGGCCGCGUCGGUGCGCACGCCCUCGCCCUGCCUCCUGUCGCCGUCGGGCAGCCCGGCACGCGGACCCAGCACCCUGGGGCGCGCGGGGGCGCCUGAGGGGGCGGUCGCGGCGGCAGCGGCGGCGGCUCCACUCGCGCCGCUUCUUGUGGGCGGCACUGACAGCGACGCGGACAGCUGCUGCAGCACUCCGCGCUCGACGGCCGCGUUGCUGGGCGACCAUGAUCGCAGCGCACCCGCAACGCCGUCACCGCACGGCGGGCCGCAGUCAGCAGCAGCUAAUGCUGAUGGCGGCGCUGCGCUCUGCCCGGCCCCAGAGGCGGCCGCAGCGGCGGCUGCCUUGCCUGGGAGCCAUCCGGCCGAGGCGCAGCCUGUGACCUCGGUGGCGCGCCCCGCCGACGCAGCAGAGGCGGCUGCUUUCGCCGCCGCAAGCGAGGCGCUGCGCACCGGAACCCUAGCGCUCUCAAGCAUGGACGUUGACCAACACACAGACGACGAGGAGGAUGCGGUGGCAGUGCUCACCAUCCGCCGCGGCGACUCCCGCCGUGCGCUGCUCAGCGGCAAGCAGGACAGCGCCGCGCCCCCGCUCAAGGCCGCAGUCGCCAGCCCUACGGACAAUAGCGCGACCCUCGGCGCCGCGCCGGCAGCCGGCGGCGGCGAUGAGGCGUGCAGUAUCGGCGAGCUGCUGCUGCGGCCCACAGUCAUGGUGUUCAUGCUGCGCGCGCUGGUCAUUGGAUUUGGCCUGGGCACUCAGGGCGCGUUUGCGUUCCUGCUGGUGCAGCAGCUGGGCGGCAAUGAGCUGCUGAUGGGCCUCAUGCUCGUGUUUUCCAUCUUGACAGAGGCGCCCGCGUUCCAGUUCCAGUCCGUGCUGCUGGCGCGCGUGCCCGUGGCUGUCGUGAUGCACGUGUCCAUGGUGCUGCUGGCGGUGCGGCUGGCUGCCUACGCGCUGCUGCCCUACGCGCCCACUGCAUGGGCGGUGCUGCCGAUUGAGCUUCUGCACGGCGUUACGUUUGCAACAUCCUGGGGCGCUGGCAUCGUCAGCUGCAAGCGCAUGGCGCCCGCCCACCUGAACACAACGGUCCAGAGCAUCUUCGCGGCGCUCUAUGGCGGCGUCGGCUCUGGCCUUGGCGCCAUCCUGGGCGGCGUCGCCAUGCAGCACGGCGGCAUCCAGUCCAUGUUUGCCAUGAGCUCCGCCGCCCUGCUCGGCGGCUGGCUGCUGGCGUGGCUGCUCGACGGCGCCACAGCGCUGGCCCAGCGACGCCGCGCGGCAAUCGGCGUCGCGGCGGGCCGCAUACUGUCAGACGGCCCAAUUGACAGGGCCGAGUAUGCUGGCGCGGAGCCCGCUUCGGAAGAGUCCGCGUCGUCCGCAGCGCCAAUGCUCUCAGGCAACAGCGCGCGCAGGAGUGAUGCGUGA